AGAAGAGAGUGAUCAAGGAGGCUGCUGCACUGUGCUUGUGCUGUUUGCCUCUUCAGCCGAACCGUUCAAACUUUGAGCGUUUUAAUUCCACCUGCUGCGACGUGCGAGUAGCGCGGUGCACAGUUUUUACGUUCACGUCUUUGUCCGAUCUGGUUCUAAUUCAUUUUCAAAUCACUUGAAUCGAUCAGAAGUGAAGUUUUCCUAGUGAAUUGUGAGCUAACGCGGCCACGUCGUUGUCGCGUCGUUUACCGCGCGCGUACUAUCGUGUGAUUGCCGGUGCGCGAUUUAUAUGCAAUACCGAACAGAACACGAGUAUCGAAUCACAAAGAUCGAGUUCGAUCGGGGACAAUAUUGAGUGGUGCGCGAAGACGAAACGACCGUGGAGUGACCGACGGCGCAAUGCUAAUGAACGGUAGUGAGACAGGUUGGUGACAAGUGAACGGACGCGACGCACUUCGAAGAGCUACUCCUUAUCCGGAAUCUCGGAGUUCUAUACACGCGGUACCAGUAGUCGUAACGCAAAAUACAGCGUAAAAGAACAGCGGGUUUCUCUCCGAGAAAGAAUGUCCUUAACAGAGUAAUCCCCCGUCGUAGCAAAUUCGCCGAGAAAUCGUACGCCUCGGUAUGAAGGUGGUGACACUAUCAUCCGUUGAGAUGUGAUCCAGAACAUAGGAGGGACGCUCAGUAGUUUGUAGUUGGUCCCCAUCUCCCCUCUCCCCCUUCUCUAUCACCUUAUCACCCCACUAGCCUUUGCAACCUCUACCACCUACUCUACCUCUCUCCCUCUCCUCUACGUCCUCCAGUAAUCCAUUGCGCCGGUAAAGCGACCAUCGGAUCAGCGUCUUCUUCCGAAUGCGUCGGAGGCUGUACCGCACAACAACAACUUCUCCCACCAAUUUCUAAUGCGAUUCCUAUGAGUCGUUCUUGCCCGAUGUUUUCCUCCGAAUAAUGAUGUGCCAUAUAAUAAGAUUGAACAAUCUGUGAUACCCGAUACUAACGUUGGCUAGACAUCUAGUCAAAGAUAGGGAUCAGACUGGGAUGUCCGUCAGGCCGGAGUUUUCGACAUACUUUUCAGUGCUCUACCCACUAAUCGCAACGAUAUUGUUGCAAACACACAUUGCAUAGAGAAAGCUAAAUCGAUGGCGGUAACUUGUCCCACCAUCGCAUUAAACUACAAAGAGAACCGUUUGUCACGUUUGUCACGAUUUCUGGAACGAAUCUCCGAAAGAGCAAUUCAAGCCUUGACGCUUUGAGCGAGACUUUUUUCCCGGAUUUCACAUUCCGGAUAGAGAAGAUUUGGAAGACGACAUCAAAGAAUGUCGACGUGCACCGACGAGGCCGACAACGCACCAUUGCACAUGCAGGAGACAUUAUCUCCGGUGCAGGAGGCUCCAGUUUCGCCGGCGUCUUCUCUGAGCAAUCAAAAUCAAAAUGACAGCGAGCAAGUCCUCCUCACGACCAUGCAGCCGGUCAACGUGCUCGAGUUGCACGAACCGCCGCCCGUACACACCCUCCAUCCAAAAUACCAUCACCAUCAUCGCCACCAUGUCCAUCACCAUCCUCAUCAUCAUCAACAAGAGCAGUCGCAUAUUCAGUCCAAUAAUACGAACGAUGUACAACAACGCGCCGCGGUCGCAGCGGACGAUCCUGACGAUCGGGUAACACCAGGCGCCGAGACCGCGGCGGCCGGCAUCGACUUGAUUUACAAUGACGGACAAAAGACGGUCAUGUACACGCACGACAAGGAGAUCAUCUACGAGAACGAGCACACGGAUCGGGUCCAAGUGCUCGAGUAUCCGCCGCCGCCGCCCACGCCUACGUCGCCGCCUUCGCCAUCAGCCGGUGUGACGAGGACAACGAGCCUGAUCUCGCCCUGUGUCACCGCGCGAUACAUCGCCUCGGCUGCUGGUUCGGCUACGGGUCUCCAUCUGCAACACUAUCCGCAACUGCAGCUGCAACACGAGGACGAACUGUCACCCACGGUGCGUCACACCGUCAGCACAACAGUUCCAAACUGCAGCCCGUCGACGACCACGACAACGGUCCUGGUUCUGUCGGAGCUCGUCGCGGCCGACUCGCCUGCCGUCGUUGCAGCUGCGGCCGGCCAGCAACUGACACUCACAACCGCCGCCGCUGCAGCAUCGCUUCGUGCCGGACGACGAAGUCGUGACGAAGACACCAACGCCAACGUUGUAAGUGACGAAACGCAGCAGUCGAAUUACGUGUCCGGAUUACGCGAACCGAAACAGGAAGAGGAUCUGGGGGCGGAGGAAGCGGCAGCUCAGGCAGCCGCGCAAUCUCUGCAGAGCGGCGCCGAGGGUGCCGAUCCGGAAGUGCACAAGAGAGUAGCAGCCGUGCAGGUGCAAGUGCAGGGUAUGGAGGGUGACUGGCGCGCCUACUGCGAGCAUCCGCUCUCCGUAGCGACCGCGGCCAUGCUAAACCUCCAGCAGCAGCACCAGGUGUCGGCGGUGGCCAGCCACGGGGACGAUCCCGGUGCUUCCUACGUCUACGAGUACUACAAGUUACCCGAAAAGUCAGCACCGGACGUAAAACUGCCCCCCACGCAUGAGCUAUGGUCUACGGGUGUAAUGAGCCAGAAGCUGCUGGUACAGGAGGCGCCUGGCUCCGGUUCCGCCUCGACGAAUCGCAUGGAGGCCGGAGAAGGCGCCGGAGGGGGAGAGCUGCAUCAUUUUCUCCAUCAGUACAACCAACAGUCGCACAGUCCCGGUCAGAAUUUGCAGGGCGGUAUUCCGCUUCCGUUGAGUCCGCAAUCGUUGAGACACGACGGCGCCUCCAGCGCCGGUCUCGGGGUCAAGAGGGAGCCAGAAGAUCUUAGCUCGUCCCGCGGGGCCCAGCAGUCUAGCAAACGACACAAACAGGUACAGCCCGAGAGUCCUACACCACCGGGAAUGUAUCAUCAUCAUCAACAUCAGCUACAGGUGCAACAGUACGGCAGCCCUUACGAUCCAUACACGCCCUGCAGUCCGCGGUUGCAGUCGGCCGCAUACUCAUCCACGUCAGCAACCGGGACGGGGAACCCGUCAACCACCAGCGGUCUCCAUCAGGAGGCGACGACGGUCUACGUCACCGGCGACGCGUUGCCUCCACUUGCCUCGUCGAGCUCGACUUCUUCCUCGUUGUCGACCACGACCGCUUCGUACACGAGGUACGAGGUUGUACCAAGCUCAUACGCUACGACACACGCGAUACGCUCGUCGUCGAGUAGCAGCAAAGUCCUCACCGUUGAUCUUCCUAGUCCUGAUUCUGGAAUAGGUGCCGACGCGGUUACACCCAGACAGGACCAUCAUCCGCCCACGGCGAUACAUCAGUCCUCGUUCGACUAUACAGAGUUGUGUCCUGGCGGCGCGACAGCCGGAACGGCGGUGGUUCUCGAGCCCGGUGCCGUGAUACAUCACCAACCUUUGCAACUGCAACUGCAACAGAGUCAUACCGCACAGGCACAGGUGCAACGUAGCGGUCUUGUGUCUGCGGGUGCGACAAAUCCGAAUCCAAAUCCGACGCCACCGAGGUCGCGGCCCUGGCACGACUUCGGUAGACAGAACGACGCCGAUAAGAUUCAAAUUCCGAAGAUCUUUUCGGCCUUUGGAUUCAAGUACCAUUUGGAGUCGCCGAUCAGCACGUCGCAGAGACGCGAGGACGACAGAAUAACUUACAUCAACAAAGGGCAGUUCUACGCGAUCACGUUGGAGUAUGUCCCCGAUCCCGACAAGCCACUCCUCAAGGCAGGACAAACAGUCAAGAGCGUGGUGAUGCUGAUGUUUCGCGAGGAAAAGAGUCCCGAGGACGAGAUUAAGGCCUGGCAAUUUUGGCACGGCAGACAGCACUCGGUCAAACAACGGAUUCUCGACGCAGACACGAAGAAUAGCGCCGGUCUGGUGGGUUGUAUAGAGGAAGUUGCACACAAUGCAAUUGCCGUUUACUGGAACCCACUCGAAUCGGCGGCAAAGAUAAACGUAGCUGUACAGUGUCUCAGCACUGAUUUCUCAAGUCAGAAAGGAGUGAAGGGCUUACCGCUACAUAUUCAAAUUGACACGUACGAAGAACCGACCAAUACGCACUCGUAUCAGCCGCCCUCCCAUCGCGGCUACUGUCAAAUUAAGGUUUUUUGCGAUAAGGGAGCAGAGAGAAAGACUCGGGAUGAGGAGAGGCGCGCGGCUAAGAGGAAGAUGACAGCGACUGGCAGAAAAAAGCUUGACGAACUUUACCAUUCGGUCACAGAACGCAGCGAGUUCUACUCCAUGGCGGACAUGAACAAACCUCCGGUGCUGUUCUCACCGCAGGCCGAGCACGCCAUCGACAAGUUCUCGACGAUGGAGUUGUCGGGCUUCUACGGUGGUGGCGGCGGCGGCGGGGGCGGGGGUGACACCGACACCUCGUCCCUCAGUAACGGGGAAGGUGGAGGAUUGAAGGCGGGUGGUGGAAGCCCAUAUCCGGCGGCAUGCGGCCGGCCGAGUCUGCCGGCCCUCAAGUUCCACAACCACUUUCCACCCGACAAUCUCAGUAGUCUCCACGACAAGAAGGACUCGUUGCUGAUGCAGGUCCAGGAGUUGCAAGGCUCGGUGUUGCAAGGUGUGCAUCAGGCCGGUUUAGGAUCGGUUGUGUCCAGCGUCGGAAAUCGGCUACAUCUUCCUCAUCAGUCGGAAGAGCGCGUGUUGCUCUUCGUGCGCCAGGAGUCCGAGGACGUCUACACACCCUUGCACGUCGCCCCGCCAACGGUCCAGGGACUUCUAAACGCUAUUGAGUCAAAGUACAAAAUUGCAUCCUCGAGUAUUAAUAACCUCUAUCGCAAAAACACAAAGGGAAUUACAGCGAAAAUUGACGACGAAAUGAUACGAUAUUACAUCGAUGAGGACGAGUUUCUGCUGGAAGUGACUCACUCGCGGAUCAAUCCUGAUCCCGGCAACGAUCGUAAUCCGGGCUCGCCGGGUGAUCAUGGCGAUUCCGGCGAUUCUCCCACGGCCCUGUACGACGUUACCCUCAUCCAGCUACCCACAUCCCGCUUGCGACAAACGGCGCACUCGCCCGUUGCCAAUUCGUCGCAUCACGCACAUGUCCACGACAACGGCAACACGUGAAAUCGAUCGCGAUAGGAAGAAAAAUCCGAAAUCGGACGUAUCGACCGAAACAUCCGAAGCGACUCUCAGCGAGGAGGUAGCAAAAUUAACAGACAACAAAACAAGAAACUUAGUUAACAGUAGAUUUAAGUAGAAACUACAUUUCGAAUAAACUUGAAAAAAACGAUUACUGUAAACGUUACUUUUUUUCCGGUAAAGUAAAAAACUCACUCAUAAUUCACGUAGUCGAAUAAAAUUCAUAGGUGUAUGUAAUGCAUUGUAAUACAUUGUUUAAUGUUAAGACAAAAAAAAACGUGACGGAUUAUACGGAUGUGUUUUUUUGUUAGAUUGUUAGCAUUUCUCGUUAAUGUUUGUAUUUUUUUGUAUCGAGAGAAGGUUUUUCGGAUUUUUCAGGUACAAAAUUGUUUUUAAUAGGUAAUAAAUUUGCGCGUUCACGAGUUAAUAAAACAAAAUGUCCUUGCGUUCGAUAACUUUAUACAUUUUUUGCACACUAUCAAUUGGAUAGACAAAGAUAGUUUUUUUAUUCAUCGCGAAACAAGAUGGUUUGCAAGAAUCUAUAGUUGAUUUAUAAGCAAUAAUGUUAGUAGUAAAUUUUUGCGCAUUAUUUAAAAAAAAAGCUUAUCAUCGAUCGCGAACGUCGCUACGUUAAGUUUUGUUUUUUUUGUAUUUCUUUUUUGUCGAAGCUAAUUUCCGCAUAAUUUUUCAAUACAUUACAUUUAAAAAAAAAGUUAAUUGAGCAAUCAUUUGCGAGCUUUUAAUGAAUUUUUUUUACUUAUUGGAAUUCACAGAGAAUACAAUACGACAGAUAUGAAUUGUAUAGUCAUCUUGAAAACAAUUUUCUAGAUAUUUAUCAGAUACUUAACAUACUAUCAAUUGAUAGAUACAUACAGUGACAACUCAUAUCAAUUGAUAGAUAUCUUUAUGAAAAAAAUGUAAUAUUUAAAAGAUAGACUAUUUAAAAAAUGUAUAAUGAUUAUUUUUAAGAUUAUUUUUAAGAUUAUUUUUAAGAUUAUUGUUUUAAGAGAAAAACCGAAGAAAAAUCCGAGGAACUUUUUCUAACGCCUAAUGUAAUGUGACUAUAAAAAGUCUUUCGCUCACGCUGUCUGGGCUUUGACUCGACUGAUAUAACAAAUAAAUCAAUUGUGCAAGAAAAUACGUAAUGAAGGUUUAGCGGAAGUUGAGCAGAAUAGUACAUUUUUUUUUUUUACACUCUUUGCGAAUGAAUAUUACUAAAAUUUCUUUUCAAAUAUUAGUAAUGUUUGAAUCGCGAGCCACAGAUUGAUGAAAUUUUGUCAAAUUUCGUGUAUAGCCAAAUGCGCUGACAUUGUAGACACGAAAAGUGAAUUAUUACCGCGUAUUAACUUGUUUUUCCCCUUUACAAAUAAUUUAUAUGCGCGCCAAAUGUAUGUAAAAAAAUCAAAAGUGAUUUAAGAAUCUCGGUAUGUAUACAGUAACUCUUCUUAUACUCGGAGAUUAAGACCGAAAUAUUAAUUAUCUCGAAAACAAUUACAAGAUAAUUAUAUUAUAUAUUAUAUUAAUAAGACACGAGUCGAAGAGUGUGGAAAAACUCUUCCGAGUUUAAAAGGGCUACUGUAUUAAAUAUUUGUAUGAUGUACAUGUAGAUAGCACUUAUACGAUCAUACUAUCAUUAAUUCAUAGUAGCCAACAUAUACGUGUAAGCUUUUAAUUUGCCCGAACUGUUUUAAAAUUACGUCGCAUUGGUGCCGUAAACCUUCGAAAUGAUAUUCCCAGUGAUGCGUUAGUCAAUGAUAGACAAUAUUUACGCAACGCGCGUAUCUUGUUCAUGAACAGAUGACAUCUCUUUGUCAUUUUUAAAUAACCCGACCACUCACUUACUGACUACUCGCUUGUUGAUAUGUGUGUUUCAUAUUGUUCUAACUUCAGUUAUUUUGCAUUAUACUUCAACUCAUCAUUUCGUCAAUGUGUGUAUUUAAAAUUUGUUUUAAAUUCUCAGGUAUCUUACUUUUGGAUAUCGAUCGAUUUCAGAUUACUCAGUUUUCGAUUGGUCGUUUGUUAAUAAAAGAUAUUUCAAAUCAACUACAAAUUAAAUUUAUUUAAGAUUACUAUCCUAAUAAUAAGUCAUGUCUUUAUCACUUUAAUUGAAUUUGAUGAAAUAGUGAAUUUAAUGCAAAUGUAACUAAAUAUUUUAUUUUUUGAAAAUUUUUAUUUAAAAAUUGUUUCUUAUUUAAAAAUUCAUGGUUAAA
Molecule: messenger RNA, 7321 nt
Organism: Pseudomyrmex gracilis
Lineage: Eukaryota; Metazoa; Arthropoda; Insecta; Hymenoptera; Formicidae
Gene: grh
Exons: 15
Coding region: 1317-5096 (1259 amino acids)
Biological process (GO): regulation of transcription by RNA polymerase II
Cellular component (GO): nucleus
Molecular function (GO): RNA polymerase II cis-regulatory region sequence-specific DNA binding; DNA-binding transcription activator activity, RNA polymerase II-specific
Source: RefSeq, a predicted model, not a curated record